This is a messenger RNA of Exaiptasia diaphana, 3177 nucleotides long. RefSeq lists its product as uncharacterized. The transcript has 10 exons. The coding region runs from base 250 to 1578 and encodes 442 amino acids. Lineage: Eukaryota; Metazoa; Cnidaria; Anthozoa; Actiniaria; Aiptasiidae. The record is from RefSeq and is a predicted model, not a curated record.
AACCCCGAUACAUCGGCGAUUGGGGAUUCGMAAAAAGUCCAAUAGAUAUAUGGAAGCCGAAUUGUGGUUUGGUGAGUAUUCUACUGCUAUGGGUAACAGAAUGCCUGAUAACCCAAGAGUAGAGCUGCCUGCUUGCCAAACCAUAAGGAAAGUCUAUGUGGCUGGAAACAUUCCCCGAGGUUGUGAUCCCAAAGGUAAUUAUCAUAAAAAACGGCUAAAAAACAUUAAUGUCAAUUCACAAAUGGAUUCAUGAUACAAAGCUCUUCUAUUCGACAGAGAAAUCGUUUUUCCAAAUGUGGAGUCUGUCUCCUUAUUGGAGACAUGAUCUGUGAAACCAAAAACACCGAAAAAAAGCUAACAUGGCUCGAAAGGAAGCAAUAUCAUUUGGAUCAACAAGCUUCUGAACGACUUAAAUACUACAAGCACCAAAAGAAAGCAGAAAAAAAGCCCGAAAAAUAUCUCUCGAUUAUAAUUGAUGGCAUGGACCAGGCAAAAACUGGAAUCCCUCACUGKGUUCAGUCGUUGAAGGUUAGCCGCGAGAUUAACGUGACUCAAGAAAACACAUAUUUUAUUCAACCCAGUUUCCUAUUGAUCCAUCCUUGGAUUUUGCUCUUUGCUAGUGAAAGCCAAGGUUUUCCAAAAAUGGCCCUUAACACAAGCAAAGCCGUCACUAGACCACAGCUAGASGGGGUUAUCAGGGGAGCGUUCACUCCUAGUCCAGUGACAGUUUUCGUAGAGAAUAUCUACGAUGUCAAAUCUUGGAUUCGCCCUCACAUUGCCACUUUUAAAAAUCAUAGUCAUCCCCAUGCAUUCCGUUUUAAACUAAAUAGACGAGGAGAAGUGGAAAUGACUUACAGAAACUGGGCGAAUUCCAAAGAAAAGGAGUGGCUCCCCAAGGCCCCCCAUAUCAGCCUUGUCACGAUACCAAAGGGAAAACCACCAAUCCUGAGACCAGACCUAGCGAAAUGCCCCACAGUAGAGCGAAUGAGAGAGGCUAUUGGAAAGAUGAAGCCACGCAUGACUGGAGAAGAGCUAGGGUGRUGGGAAAAGACAAUAAAGGAAGAGGAAGCUAAAGUAAAGAACUGGAACGAGCUCACCGACCAUCAGUACAAGAAAGCAGGAGCGGCCUUUGACUUGUUGUCUUUUCGCUACCACCCGCCUGACCCUGAGCCAGAAACAACUGACGAGGAUUACGAAAAACGGAGAGAAAUGUUCCAGAGACAGAUCGAUAAGAGAAAUACUUUUAAACCGACUUCCCGAGAAAACAAAAACCACUUCGUCCUUGCGUUUAUGGCAUACCUGGUGGAAACAGAUGUAUUCGACGUUAUUGAAGUUUCGUUUCUACCAGUGGGCCACACUCACAUUGAUGUAGAUCAGAUGUUUUCUAGGCUGUCUGUGGCAUUAGCCAAAACUGGUUGUUUGACCUAUCAGAAUUUCCUCAAAAUGCUACGAUCUUGCUAUAAGCAAAAACAAGGMGAAACGACACAAGAAGGUGCCGUAAUACAGUACGCUGAAACGGAACAAGUCUUUGCUAUCAGAGAGUGGAUUAUUCCUCACAUGACUGACGAAAUGCACUGACUUAGGGACUACCAUAACUUUAAGUUUACGAGGAACGAGGAAGGCAAAUGUCAAAUGCACUACAAGAAUUGGUGUAGAGACAAAUACGACGUAAUCAGGUUUCCACCACACAUCAUUUUAAAGAGUAUACCAGAAAAUAUUCCGGAACUUGUUAUGCCAGCUUACUCCUCAGUGGAUCUAAGACGCAUUCGUUCGAUGACUGAGAGGUGUCUGCAAAAAGGAGUGAUAAAUGAAUAGGAAGCUCAUCAGUGGUGGGAAUUCCUUGACCGAGAGGAGAGUAAGGAAGAUAGUUUGCAAGAAGCUGAGUAUAUUGCAAAGAAAAUGGCAAUGCAACAAAGCAGCACAAGCCAAGCUUGACAUAUUUAACUUGUGAUGAUGACAGGUGGCUUGUUGACGAUUUGAGGGACAGAGCUUUGCCCGAAAAGCCGGAUGUCGACUCUCCUGAACUAAAUGCACAUGACGUGCUGAAAAAAAGCGAAGCUCUUGAACGUGGAGAAGGAUUACUUCCUAUUUAUCUGGGCAAGUAUAGACCUAACUACCGGGAAAACUGUGCCCGUUACAAUAUUAUUCGUCCUUCAAGGACCACUAGUGAUCCUAGUGACAUAAUUCCCGGAGUGUUCGUUGCCGUCGAUUUGGAAAAGUACUGGCCUGAAAAGCCUCAAAUAGCUAAGGUCGUUACAUUGUGCAACGAUGAUGCCGAGAUUGAAGUACAGUGGUAUGUGGGGAGCUGGUCUGGCACAUGGAAGGUGUAUAAAAAGCGCCAAGGAAGGUCAAUGGUCGAAAGCAGAGAAGUAAUCGCAAAAUCCUCGGUAAAACUCUCGGGCUUUACUAUGACUCAAUCUGGAAAGUUGAAACAGGCCGUAAAGAAUGAGCUGAAGGCACUGUAUGGCGAUUCCGACRAAGAGUGAUAUGCUCGAUCGUGUUAGGUCUAUUUUUGUAGGUAAUUAGUAGUACCUUUCCAUUACCAGUUUCUGAGUUACAGUUUUUCUAUUUUCCAUGACACUCAUUACAAUUUCUCCUCGAUCAAUGAAAGACAAGUUUGCGAGUUAUGAAGCACAAAUUUAUGAAAACAAAAUGAUUUUCGGCCGAUCUCGAGGGGAACUGGGUUGAUGACGUACAGGGAGUAACGACGUGUUGAUUUGAUAUCAAAACAAAGGUUGUCGAGGUUGAACGAACGGCGGACGGCGAUUUUCGAACGAAUAUUGCAAGACCGAAAGGGUUAUAGUUUAGUUGUUUAGUUUAUUUGUUUAUUUAUUGAAAAUGGAGACUAAUAAAUGGAGCCAUGAAUGGUUAUCAAAACCAUCGCUCCUUUGUGAAUGCAAUACGGUUCCGUUCAACGGCCAUAAUUUUCGACAAUCUUUAAUUCAUGAAAUAGAUCUAUACUAGUAUACCGUAUGAAGAACUUGGAAGUCUGAGUUACCGGAAUUCAUUACCGUGACAUUCAGCACUUGAGAUGCAAAGGUUUUUUUAAUACACUUUUAAAACCCUGAAAAGUCAUAUACUUGAACAAAGAUUUCACGAGCGAAAACAAGCCAGUCAUUUUAUCCAACUACUUUGAGGUCAAGUCAAGGAGUAGAAGCAAGUUGUUGUGACAAGUAU